This is a messenger RNA of Bicyclus anynana (squinting bush brown), 4855 nucleotides long. It is a transcript of the gene PDZ-GEF, whose product is annotated as rap guanine nucleotide exchange factor 2. Lineage: Eukaryota; Metazoa; Arthropoda; Insecta; Lepidoptera; Nymphalidae. Gene Ontology annotation, molecular function: guanyl-nucleotide exchange factor activity; protein binding. The record is from RefSeq and is a predicted model, not a curated record. Gene Ontology annotation, biological process: positive regulation of GTPase activity; Ras protein signal transduction. Gene Ontology annotation, cellular component: apical plasma membrane; plasma membrane. The coding region runs from base 291 to 3824 and encodes 1177 amino acids. The transcript is spliced from 2 exons.
UAUCAGUAUCAGUUAUCUGUGGUGGUACUUACGUUGAGAAAGUAGCUUUCUAAAUUUUUUGGCGUCUUAUCUUGCUUUCCAAAUAUUGGAUAUUCUAGUGUUUAAAACUUUACAAGAUUUGUGAAUUUAGUUGUUUUAUGUGUGAACUAUCGCUGCUUAGAACAGUAUUCUUUUGAAUUGAUACUAAUUAGAAAGCAACAUGGAAGCUCUGACAGUUCCGCCAUGAAUGCAAAAUAAAUAGAAAUUGCGGAGGAGCUGGAAGUGAAUACAGAUAGGAUAGAAGCUUCACGAUGUUGAGAGGUGGGCGCGGUGGUCGUCACAGUCCGGAGCUGUACCCCCACACAUUGAAGUGCUCCAACGCCAGCGACACAAGCUCUGCGUACAGCGGCAGUGACACCAUGACCUCGGUACACAGUUCAUUAGACAUGGAUAUGGAAGUAGACUUGUCGGGUCUCCUCGAGUCCAUAGUGGAUUCAGAUGAAGAGGAAGACUUGGAGGAGAGCAUGGACAGUUUGACAGUCCGCGAUGCUGUCAGAGAAUGCCUCGAGAAAGAUCCAAAUGAGAGAACGGAUGAUGAUAUUGAAAUACUUCUUGAAUUCACACAACAUUUGAAAGCUUUUACUAAUAUGACCUUAACAGUACGAAGGGCUCUUUGCGCUGUGAUGGUUUUUGCUGUGGUUGAGAAAGCUGAAACAGUAGUUAUGAAUGAUGGUGAAGAGCAUGAUUCGUGGUCUGUUCUCAUAAAUGGUCAAGUGGGAAUUGAACAUCAGAAUGGAGAUGUAGAGCACUUGAAUGUUGGAGACAGCUUUGGUAUGGCAGAGGCUACGUUGGAAAAACUGUAUCACAGAGGUGUAAUGACAACUAGAUGUGAUGAUUGCCAAUUUGUUUGUGUCACUCAAACAGAUUAUUACCGUAUUUUGCAUCAGGGUGAAGAAAACAUAAGAAGACAUGAAAAUGAAAAUGGGGUUGUCGUAUUGGUCACUGAAUACAGAGGAGCUGCUGGGGAAUCGGGACACCAACAAGGUCAUGUAGUCAUUCGGGGUACACCAGAGCAUUUGAUGUUACAGCUCAUUGAAGAUAACUCUCGUGACUCCACAUAUGUGGAAGACUUUUUAUUAACCCACAGGACCUUUAUUGAAAGCCCCCUGGUUGUUGCCAAACAGUUACUUGCCUGGUUUUCUGAACCUUCAGUCCGUGACAAAGUUACCAGAGUGGUUUUAUUGUGGGUCAAUAAUCAUUUUACUGAUUUUGAAACUGAUCCAAAUAUGAUGGAAUUCCUGGAAAGCUUUGAAUCUGCUCUUGAGUGUGAAAAGAUGGAAAGCCAACUAAGGUUAUUAAAUAUAGCUUGUUCAGCCAAGGCUCGUACUAGAAGUGUUACUUUAUCACGCUCUUCUAGAGAUGAACCAUUAAACUUUACUAUUUUAGGAGGAUAUGAAAGGGGAUAUGAAAUCUUCAUUCUAAAAGUAGAAAAACACUCAAAGGCAGAAGAUGUAGGAUUAAAAAGAGGAGAUCAAAUAAUAGAGGUCAACGGUCAAUCCUUUCAACAUGUCAGUCAUGCUAAAGCCAUGGAUAUAAUAACGGGGUCCACACACUUGAGCAUUACUGUAAAAAGUAAUUUAUUGGCUUUUAAACAAAUGUUGCACAUGCCAGAAAAUUCACCAAGGCAAAGAGGAUGUGCUAAUAUGGUCCGCUGGCAAACAGAUCCCAGAGCCAGAUUAUCUACCGCAGAACUUCUUAGUGACGAUCCUAUCACCCUAACUCCAGUUUUUCAAUCUCCUACCAAAAAACCACAACAAAUAAAUAUUAAAAAAGAGCCACAAAGAGGUUUUAUGACUUUAGGUCCUAAAAAAUUACAUAAAGCUUUAAUGAAAAUGAACAUACUCCCAAAAAAUACAAUUACUGAUGGUAUUCAUAAUGAUGACAGUAUCAUUUCAAAUUCUGAAACAUUAAACAAAGCCAACUCUAGUACCUCAUUCUACAACUCACAUAGUAAUCCAGACCUGAUAUCUAUAUGUUACGAUGAGUAUCAGUCGUCUGAUUACCUGUACCCUGAACAUGUACUCAAAGUGUAUAAAGCUGAUCAAACCUGCAAAUAUUUGUUAGUACACAAGGAAACAACUGCUAGGGAAGUUGUUAUGCUUACCUUGCAGGAAUUUGGAAUCACAGAUCCCAGUUCUAAUUUUUCACUUUGUGAAGUAUCUGUCGCACAAGGAGGUAUAAUAAAACAACAUAGAUUGCCAGAUCAAUUGCAAAAUCUUGCCGAGCGUAUUGGUCUCAGUUCACGCUAUUAUCUGAAAACGAAUGGAGUUAGUGAAACAUUAGUACCUGAUGAAAUGGCACCAGAAUUGUUGAGAGAAAGUGUCGUACAUUUCCUGCAACUGAACGCUGUUGAAGUUGCAGUUCAAUUGACUUUACAAGAUUUCUGCAUCUUUAGACAGAUUGAAAGCACUGAGUAUGUUGAUGACCUCUUUGAGUUGAAAAGUAGGUAUGGUACACCAAUGUUAUCCCAAUUUGCAGGACUUGUAAACAAGGAGAUGUUCUGGGUUGUAACUGAAGUGGUCAAUGAGCAGAAUCUUGUUAGAAGGUCAAAAAUAAUAAAACAAUUUAUAAAAGUUGCCCGUCAUUGUAAAGAAUGUAAAAACUUCAACUCAAUGUUUGCUAUCAUAUCUGGAUUAGGUCAUGGAGCUGUGUCCAGACUUCGUAUGACAUGGGAAAAAUUACCAACAAAAUACAACAAGUUAUUUUCUGAUCUACAAAUGCUUAUGGACCCAUCCAGAAAUAUGUCAAAAUACAGACAGCUAGUGACCACUGAACAAGGCAGAUCUCCAGUGAUUCCAUUUUACCCAGUUGUUAGAAAAGAUUUAACAUUCAUCCAUCUUGGAAAUGACACUAAAGUUGAAGGAAUGGUUAAUUUUGAAAAAUUGCGAAUGAUUGCUAAAGAGGUCAGAACACUCACUAACAUGUGUAGCUCUCCAUAUGACCUUCUAACAUUAUUGGAACUAGGCAAACAGCCUCCUUCUAAUGCCAUGGUCGCCUUGAACCAACUCACCACCGGCGUACAACAAGGUCAGGUGACUGUCAAGAGAAGGAAAAAAUCGGCCAAUGUGCCCAACCACAAGAAAAUGUUUGAAGAAGCACAAAUGGUUCGACGAGUCAAAGCAUAUUUAAAUAGAAUGCAUGUAGAAACAGAUGAAGAACGCCUGCAUGCAUUAUCACUGGAAUGUGAAGGUUCUGGACCUGCACCCAUGGUUCCUCGGCGGCGACACCCGUCACCAUCUCUAUCAACAACCAGUAGUGCAUCUUCAGCCAGUGAAAGCAAAAAGAGCUUUGCUGGCAAUAAGUUCGGUGCGGCUUCACCACAAGCAGUUCGAAAACUGCUAGCUCUAUCUGAGCCUGCUAAAACGAGGCCUCACCAACCAAGACCGCCACCUUCAGGUCCUUCACCUUGUUCUCACCGUCGGGACGGUCCGGUCGUGGGUAUCUGUUGCUCUCGAGCGGCGCACGAACGAUCGCACUCCGACACACCUACUCCACUACCGGUCGAUUUGUCAGCAGAGAGUAGCAGUGUGACGUCAUUAGUUAACUUGCCAUUAAGGAAAACGGGUUCAGCCACAUCUAGCGACAGCGGCCACGGCUCGUGUACGACGGCGAGCUGCGUGCGGCCGGUCCCGCCGCCCCGCAUGCCGUACACGCUCGCCGCGCAGGUCGCGCGCCUCGAGCGCCUCAGCCGCGCGCACUCGCACGAGGGGGUCACACGACCCUACGACUAUUACCACGAUACGCCGGAUGAUGAAGACGACGAACAACAAGUUUCAGCUGUUUAAAAUUUUAAAUAUCUAUCUGAGCCUGCUAAAACAAGGCCUCACUAACCAAGACCACCACCUUCAGGUCCUUCACCGUGUUUCACCAUCGGGACGGUCCAAUCGUGGGAAUCUGUUGCUCUUGAGCGACGCACGGAAGAUCGCAUUCCGACUCACCUACUUCUCUACCGGUCGAUAUGUCAGCCGCGAGUAGCAGUGUGACGUCAUUAGUUAACUUGCCACGAGGGGGUCACACGACCCUACGACUAUUACCAUGAUACGCCUGAUGAUGAAGACGACGAACAACAAGUUUCAGCUGUUUAAAAUUUUAAAUACUCUUAUAUAUCAUCUAUUUAUUAUAGAUCAGUUUUGUAAUCUCACUCGACGAAUAGAAAGCACGAAUUACAUACGUUUUUUCAUAUAAUAUAUUGUUAUUAAACUAAAUAUCAUAUUGUAUGUAUCCCCUACAAAUAAGUUUAAAGACUGUAUAAUUUUAACAUUUUAAUUAGAAUGUGUCCUAGUGUUACAUAGUGUAAAAUUAAUACAUCUUAAGCCAUGCCUCUAUUAAUUAUUAUUAUUAUAAUUAAAAUUAAUGUGACCCACCAUGUUCCAGUUAUUAUUAUCUAGAGAUGUUUAAUGUUUAGCAUUACUUGGGAAUUAUUUCAUAUAUGUCUUUGGUAUCUCUACAUUCCGUUAUUUGUAUAUUUUUAUCAUUGUCAUUAUUUAUAAUAUGCAACUUAGACCAAAUAAUAAUUAAUGUACCUUUAAUAUUUACGACUCAAGAUUGAUUUUUAAAAUAUUUGUAUGUGGUAGUAUUUUUUGGUAGCUUUGAGGACCAAUAAUGAGUUUGAAUGUUAUUUCUUAUGGUAGCAGUUUGUAAUUUGUUUAUAUCACGAUUUUAAUUAAAACAAUUAUAAAUGUAAAUAAUAAAACUAUAAUUAAAUUAGAUCAUAAUAAUGUUUAUUUAAAAACUUAUAAAUAUCUUAUUCAACAAUUUAUUUUGUCGUGAAUAAUUCUGGCAUUUGUAGCCAAAUAAAAUAUGCAAAUAAAAAUUA